AAAAUGACGUAUGGUGCAUGGUCAUGUGACUCUGACAACCAAGAUGGCGGCGGGACAACAGUGGGUGUUAGUUGAGAUGGUGCAAGCUUUUUACGAGGCACCAGCAUAUCAUCUGAUCUUAGAAGGAAUCCUGAUACUGUGGAUAAUCAGACUGUUGUUCUCAAAAACCUAUAAGCUGCAAGAGAGGUCUGAUCUCACUGACAAGGAAAAAGAGGAGUUAAUUGAAGAAUGGCAGCCAGAGCCGCUGGUUCCUGUGUUGAAAGAUCAACCGUCUCUAAAUUAUGAUGUUGUGACUGGCUCUCCAAGCCACAAAAUGAUUGUUAAUGGGAAAGAGUGCAUUAACUUUGCCUCGUUUAACUUCUUGGGCCUGCUCGAUAAUGCACGUGUUAAGCAAAAGGCACUUGCAUCUCUUAGGAAGUAUGGCGUGGGUACAUGUGGCCCAAGAGGCUUCUAUGGAACAUUUGAUGUUCACCUGGAGUUAGAGGAACGCUUGGCUAAGUUUAUGAGAACAGAGGAGGCCAUCAUCUACUCCUAUGGCUUUGCAACCAUAGCCAGCGCCGUUCCUGCCUACUCCAAGAGAGGCGACAUUGUAUUUGUGGAUGAGGCAGCGUGUUUUGCAAUCCAGAAGGGCCUGCAGGCUUCCAGGAGCUUCAUUAAGUACUUCAAGCACAACGACAUGGAGGAUCUGGAGCGACUGCUGAAGGAGCAGGAGCUGGAAGACCAGAAGAAUCCACGCAAGGCCAGAGUCACCAGAAAAUUCAUUGUUGUGGAAGGCCUGUAUAUGAACACAGCAGACAUCUGCCCUCUCCCACAGCUGGUGGAGCUGAAGUACAAGUAUAAAGUACGCAUCUUUUUGGAAGAAAGCAUGUCUUUCGGUGUGCUGGGAGAGCAUGGCCGGGGCGUCACUGAACACUUUGGAGUUAAUAUAGAUGACAUUGACCUCAUAAGUGCCAACAUGGAGAAUGCAGUGGCUUCCAUAGGUGGAUUCUGCUGUGGACGAUCAUUUGUAAUUGAUCAUCAGCGUCUGUCUGGACAGGGCUACUGUUUCUCAGCCUCUCUUCCACCCAUGUUGGCUACUGCUGCUAUUGAGGCCCUCAACAUCAUGGAGGAGGACCCAGAAAUUUUUACCAUCCUGAGAGAAAAAUGUAAAUAUGUCCACAAAGCAUUGCAGGGAAUUCCAGGCUUGAAGGUCGUUGGGGAGGCAUUUGCUCCAGCACUCCAUCUCCAGCUGGAGAACAGCACUGGAUCCAGAGAGAGUGAUGUCAGGACACUACGCUCCAUCAUUGACUAUUGUUUGGACAGACAAAUAGCUCUGACUCAGGCUCGCUACCUAGACAAAGAGGAGCGUUUCCUUCCACCACCCAGCAUCAGAGUGGUGGUGACUGUUGAGCAGACUGAGGAGGAAAUUGAGAAAGCAGCAUCCUGUAUUCGAGAGGCAGCUCUUGCUACACUUAAAUGAUUGCAAAUGCCUCCAGCAUGGCGACACUGUAAUCAACAAUGUCUGUCCAGCUGCAGACCAUCUCCCAUUCUGCGCCUCAUGGUGCUGUUGGACCUGCAGACCUCAGUUCACCGUGGGACAUUCAGCAUGUCAUGCAUCAUGAGAACUGAAUUAAUUGUUGCAGCUUUUUGUGUCAUUGUAAAUAUUAUUUCUAAAACACUGAUCUGUUUCGAAUUUCACUUUCACAUUGAAAUGAAUGUAGAAUUUCCAUGCACCAAAUAUAUUUAUGUUCCAUCUGAUGCCUUGAAUGAAAGUUGCAACAGUUGAUCAAAUUGCAGUAAAUACUAAAAAGAGAGUUCAAAGCUAGAUACAACACAUUAUACACAAGUUCCUUUUAUAGACUCUGUUUAGGUUUCUUCCCUCAAAAUUUCCAUUAAAAAGACAUUUCACAGUACUUUUUUUUAAUGAAAAGUACAUUUUGGGAUUUUCAUGUAUUCUUUUUUUUUUAUGAGAACAUUUUUUAAUCCAGGAAAAAUGUAAUUAUUUUUACGAGUUAUUCGUUUUCCAUAUCUUGCAUGAAACUGUCAGCUUGGUUUGACGGCAUGACUGCAUCUAGCAUUAUGGACACAUUUUCUUUUUUUUCUUUCUUUUUUUUUAAACUGAUAUAUUAUUGAAAUUAUUUCAUUCUUAGAUACAAAGGUGCUAAUACGCACCAUUCAGGGUUCUUGGGUUUAUCAGAAUCCUACAGCAGAGGGGACCCCUUUCAGAAAUUGUUUAAUAAUGAACCCUUUUACAAAGUUGUAACCAUUAAGCAUCUAAAGAGCCCACAAUGAACCUUGUAUUAUUGUUAUUUAUUUCAUUAUUAUUACUGGAUACCAUGUUAAUUUUUGGAGACAAAAUGGUUAUUUAACAUUUUUGGGUUUACAAGAGAUAAAGAUCAAAUAAACUUUAAUGUAAAAUAAAGGUUUUCGAUCCAAUUCCUCACUGUUAAAAAAAGUUAGAUCUACCACUGUAAAAGGUUCUUUAGUUUCUCUCGCAGGGGGAGCCAUUAAAGUUUCUGUGUAGAAUCCCACAACAGAUGGUUUCCUUUUAGAAAAUGUCCCAAAUAGUGCUAGAACCAUCACCAUCCAAAGAACUCUUGAUGUAUCUUUUUUUCUAAGAGUGUACAAAGAGCAUUUCCUGUAUUGCUGCUAACUGUGUGUGGGGUUUUCUUUAAUAAAAUCAAUUUGUAAAUUGGA
Messenger RNA from Pangasianodon hypophthalmus (striped catfish), 2676 nucleotides. RefSeq names its product serine palmitoyltransferase, long chain base subunit 1 (gene sptlc1). The coding region runs from base 11 to 1459 and encodes 482 amino acids. The transcript has 15 exons. The record is from RefSeq and is a predicted model, not a curated record. Gene Ontology annotation, cellular component: endoplasmic reticulum. Gene Ontology annotation, molecular function: serine C-palmitoyltransferase activity; pyridoxal phosphate binding. NCBI's taxonomy places the organism in Eukaryota, Metazoa, Chordata, Actinopteri, Siluriformes, Pangasiidae. Gene Ontology annotation, biological process: sphingosine biosynthetic process; ceramide biosynthetic process.